GUUGCGUGGAUAUUUUCAUUGGUGCGUGUUUUGUUAACUGAAUGAUGGUAUUUGCUCCUUUAAAACGGGUCAUUUUCAUGUAAGCAAAAUGAAGCACAAUUCAAACGUCCCCGCAUUUCUCACAAAGCUUUGGACCCUCGUAGAGGAUUCUGAUACCAAUGAAUUUAUUUGCUGGAGUCAGAAAGGGAACAGUUUCCUCGUAUUGGAUGAACAAAGGUUUGCAAAAGAGAUUCUCCCAAAGUUUUUCAAGCACAAUAACAUGACCAGCUUUGUUCGACAGCUCAACAUGUAUGGUUUUCGCAAGGUGAUGCACAUUGACACAGGUAUAGUGAAACAAGAGCGAGAUGGACCGGUUGAAUUCCAGCAUCCGUACUUCAAACAUGGGCAAGAUGACCUGCUAGAAAACAUCAAGAGAAAGGUGUCCAAUGCACGGCCUGAAGAUGGCAAAAUAAGACAAGAGGAUCUUUCUAAAAUUCUCACAAGUGUUCAGGAUGUCCACGAGCAGCAAGAAAAUAUGGAUGCUAGACUUGCUGCCCUGAAAAGAGAAAAUGAAGCUCUUUGGACGGAGCUUUCAGACCUCAGACAGAAACAUGCCCAACAACAGCAAGUCAUAAAGGAGAUGGUGCAUUUCAUCUUCACGUUGGUUCAGAACAAUCGUAUGUUAAAUUUGAAACGCAAAAGGCCACUUGCUCUGAACAGUAAUGGAAAGAAGUCAAAAUUCAUCCACCAGAUCUUUGAAGAAUCCAUAGACCACAGUAAAUCUGCAGUAAAUGGACUCGAUGGACUGAAGACCAGUUCCGACAUUUCUGAUGAUGUCAUCAUCUGUGAUGUCACUGACGAAGACCCAGAAGUUACAGAUGGCAUAUCUGUAUCAGUUGAUCAAGGAGAUGCUGAAAUCGUGGAAGUCAGUUAUGAAAGCAGCCCAACCACAAAAAUCAACAGCGGAAAGGGCACUAUAAAAAAUUCAGCCACUCAACAAGAACCAGUACCUAAAAGCACCUCUGACUUUUCACCGAUCAGUAGCACCGGUCAAUCAAACAAACCUUCUGGUUUGAGUUUGGAGGAUCCAGUCAACCUGAUGGACUCCAUUCUCUGUGAGAAUGGAGCCAUUUCACAAAACAUCAACCUUCUUGGCAAAGUUGAGCUGAUGGACUAUCUGGACAGUAUCGACUGCAGUCUAGAGGACUUUCAGGCUGUGCUUUAUGGAAAACAAUUCAGCACUGACCCAGAUAUCAUAGCGGAAACUGUCUUGGAAACAAAAGAUGAUAUCAAUAAAGCCAACAAAGGAAAGUCUGAACAUGAUAAUGCAGAUAAGCAGCUGAUCCAGUACACCACAUGCCCUCUGCUGGCCUUCCUGGAUGGAUGCACCCCUCUCGCCCCACCCGCAGAUCCCCCAACUGAAAACCUGAGCCCAGAAGAACCAGCAGAUUUGUUGGACAAGGCCCUGGAGACGGAGAUCCCACGCAGUUCGCUGAUCAGGCUGGAACCCCUCACAGAAGCAGAGGCGAGUGAGUCCACGCUGUUCUACCUGUGCGGACUGAACACUGACCUGCCCAGCGCCGACACGCCAUAGCUGGAUAUAUAAAAGGGAAUAAGCCUGCAAAACGGGACUGGACCUUUUUGAUUUUUUUUUUUUUUUUAGAUCAUCAUUUUGAUGAAUAUAUCUAUUUGCCAGAAUGUUUUUGGUACCAUCCUUCCAUGAGUUUGACAUUCCUUCAUUCCUCCAACAUAAUUCUUUUUACACCGUUCACUAGUUACUGUACUUUCCACCAUCUCUUGCAGGAGAACAGUUAUGUUGCUGGAUAACAUUGCAGCUAUUUUGUGAAAUAUGUGUGUUCCUUUUUUAUAUUUAUGACAAGUUCACUGAGCAAGUUCAGUAAAGAUCAAAGAUUGUUGUGGGAGUCAGUUAUCUUUCAUUAAUAUGGUAUAGAAGUGCCUGUGUGAUGUCCAGAUCUUACUUUAAAUAGCAGUGAAGAAUUUUGCUUAUGGUUACUUCAGUAAUGUUGGCAUUACCAAGAGCUUUUCAUCAUUAUAUUAAGCUUGGCUGUAGCAUUAAAGUACCUUAAAAAUGUCAGCUGGUGUUUAUGAUAUUCACUUUUGACACACAAGCUUGUCAUAAAAACCACCUUUUACAUUGAAGCCUAAUUAAUUUUGCGAUUAAAAACAUGAUCUAUAAUGCCCAGUGUUUCAUUUCAGCUGAAAGCCACCUGUCUGCUUUGUUUUUGGUUUCAAGGAAGCACAAAUCACAGAAAAGCAUUGAUGCAAAUUAACAUCUUGGUUGCCAUGACAAUGUAAUGUCAACAAAACCUAAAAUCCUUAACUGUAAAAAUGACAAUUUAAACAACUUUACAGCUUAAAUAUUACAUAAGUUUUAACAGAGAAUUAAUGUAAGUGCUUUUAUAAAAUUAUAAGCUUCACAUUUCUGCUUUUAAAGCCUCCAAAAAUUAGCCCCAAUCACUUCCAUUGAAAGUGCCUCUCUGUAACCUCCAGUUUUGCCUUUUUUUUUUUUUUAUAAAGAAAAGGGAGGGAUGAGUCUAAAUAAAUUUUUGUGGUAAUCAAUAUUAUGCCACAAAUGCUGUCGAUUGAGCUUAACUUGUAUUGAACCCAGAACAAAGUUUCCUAACAUCAAUUUUUUCCAAAGUAUGCGGUAAUGGAGUGUGAAAACGGAGCAUUUUGAAAACGCUCUCCAUUAUUGCAUUCACUUUGGAAAAUGAUUACGAUAGGAAUCUGAAAACCGGCCCCAAAUAUGUUUUUGUUUGAAAA
Molecule: messenger RNA, 2763 nt
Organism: Myxocyprinus asiaticus (Chinese sucker)
Lineage: Eukaryota; Metazoa; Chordata; Actinopteri; Cypriniformes; Catostomidae
Product: heat shock factor protein 2-like
Exons: 12
Coding region: 89-1573 (494 amino acids)
Biological process (GO): regulation of DNA-templated transcription
Molecular function (GO): sequence-specific DNA binding; DNA-binding transcription factor activity
Source: RefSeq, a predicted model, not a curated record